Messenger RNA from Durusdinium trenchii, 795 nucleotides. Lineage: Eukaryota; Dinophyceae; Suessiales; Symbiodiniaceae. The record is from the annotation of a GenBank genome assembly.
AUGUCAUUACUGAACAUCUGUUGUCUUCUGUUUGGUGCUCCAGGCGAAGUUGGUCAAAUUAUCCUCCUGUUCUUUCUACCUUUGGUCCGCUUGCUGAAGCUUUUGAGAUAUUUUGAUUCUUUCCGCCUUCUGAUCGACGCAUGCAAGAACUCCUUUGAGGCGUUGCCGGUGCUCACCUAUGUCAUGGCGUUGAUCACCACCAUCUCUGCCACCGGGAUCUAUUUGGUGGAAUCCCGAAGCAAUAUACCUAGCUUGCAGCAUUCGAUUUGGCUUUCGCUCGUCACCAUGACGACGGUUGGGUAUGGCGACUACUAUCCCAAGUCCUUGGCGGGCUUCCUCAUCGUCUCUAUCCUGACGAUUGCCAGUGUUCUAUUCCUAGCCUUGCCCGUGGGCAUUAUUGGCAAUGAGUUUACUGCAUGCUGGUCACAACGCACACGAGUCCUGCUGCUCACUCGCGCGCAGAAGUGUUUGGCCAAAUGGGGCUACAGCGCGAAUGAUGUCAAGGUCUUAUUCGAGUUUGUAGACACAGAUGGCAAUGGGAAUCUGAACCUCAACGAGUUCGUGGAGCUUUUUCAUCAGAUGAGGAUUGGCAUCACCAUGGACAGUGCAGUGGAUCUCUUCCAGUUGUUUGACGAUGAUCAGAGUGGCACCAUUGAGUAUGACGAGUUCUUACGCCACAUUUUCCCAGAAGAAUAUGUGAAGGGUGCGCACAAAAACAAGUCCAUCCAAGUGAGCCGGACACGUGUCAGUGAAGCCUUACACCACUUGGAUCACUUGCGGGAAUCCCUCGCAUGA